Melanaphis sacchari is the source of this 2722-nucleotide messenger RNA. RefSeq lists its product as uncharacterized. Gene Ontology annotation, biological process: protein peptidyl-prolyl isomerization. Gene Ontology annotation, molecular function: peptidyl-prolyl cis-trans isomerase activity; zinc ion binding. The transcript is spliced from 4 exons. The coding region runs from base 953 to 2581 and encodes 542 amino acids. The record is from RefSeq and is a predicted model, not a curated record. NCBI's taxonomy places the organism in Eukaryota, Metazoa, Arthropoda, Insecta, Hemiptera, Aphididae.
GCGUACUUCCGAAAAACCCGCGCGCGCGGGAGAGGGAUCGACACAAACACCGGGCCCGACGCAGCCGCGACACCAGUCACCGUCAGUCGUACACACACCGUCCAAAGCGAUCGCCAUGCAACACGGCGGCCGCUGUCGUCGAUACCGUCGUAGUAGUAGUUGUUGUUGUUGUUGUUGUGGUCGUCGUUAUUGUUAUUGUUGGUUAUUACCGAACGGUACGGCCGCCGACAGUGUCGAGCUCGAUUCGCGUGUUGUUGUGCACGGCAGAAAAUCAACGAUGACGGCACACCGACAACGACGCCGCCCCGGUCACGCUGCUGCUGCGAUAACAACAACGGCACCGUCGUCGUCGCGCCAAAUAAUAAUAUAAAAUAUACGAUUUAUUAAACGGUUUCGCAACAAAUCGUAUAAUUUAUUAUUAUUAUUAUUAUCGUAAUUCGUAAUAAUACAUUUUAUCGUUCCGAACGUUGUCGCCGUCUGCCUUCAACGUCCCACCGUCGUCGCCUUCCCGUCGUUUGUCGUUCGUUUGAUGCACAACGAAAAACGUUAUUAUUAUUCGAUAAUCGAAUAAAUUUUUACUCUGUCGCACAUUUCGCCGAGAGCAACCGUCGCGAUAUAUUAUUAUUAUUUUUUUUAAUUAUUAUUAUUUUUAUUAAUAUUUUAUACAGUGCGCCGUCGGUCGCGCCGCGUUUGUCCGUCGUCGCCAUUGAUAAGUGCGUAAGGCGUAACUCGUAAUAAUUAGUAUUUUUACGCGCUCACUGUACACUGACCGUACUUAUCAACGCUCACGCGUUGUUGUUUAUUAUUAUUAUUAUUAUUAUUUUUUUUUUAUACACCGUCGUCGUAAUAUAUUUAUCACAAUAUAUAAUAAUAUAUUAUACUACCUACAUGUGUAACUCACGGCGCUAAUCGUUCGGCCGCCCGUUAUAUAUUGUUUACAUUGCACCAAAGUAUGAUGGAUACUAAAAAAGAUUUUGAAUUUGAAGAACUUAUAAUAUGUGGCUGUUGCAAGCAGAAAUUCAAUGAAACAGAAUUUGUGCCAAAAGAACUUAGUUGUAAACACUGUUUUUGUUUGCAAUGUGUUAAGACUACUAUGCUCAAAGGUUUAGAAGUGUACUGCAUAAAUUGCUGGAAACGUACUGAAUUAGAUGAGCAAUCUCCAGAGACUCUACGAACACAAAAGUCAAUUCUCAGUCUAAUUAGACACCUGGCAAAUGUUAAAGUCAAUAAAUCUGUUGAUAAAGAACGAAAGGGUGAAAAUUGUCAUACUCAUGGAAUGCCAUUUUCAUUUUGGUGUUACAAUUGUCAACAGCUGUUAUGUCGAGCGUGUGGAACUCAAUCUGAUCAUAUUGGGCAUUCUAUAAAAUCUAAUAAUGAUGCACGUGACCAUCUAAUCAGUGAAGUUCAAGUUGAAACUAUAGCUAUUGCUAAAUUGAUGAGUGAAAUACAAAAUUUAUUCGGACACAAACGCCAAUUUCUCUUAAGGGUUUUAGACGCUUGUAACACACUAAAAACUCAAAUUGAACUUGAACUAAAUAGUGGUUGGACUCAAAAUACAAAUGAUUUACUGCAGACCAAUGAAGCUUUGAAUAGUAUUAAACCGUCAAAUUUACGUACAGAUGAUUUAUAUGAUUUACAAUUAUAUUUAAAUCGGUUAGAACAAGUGAAACAGAAAGUACAAAAUAAAUACUCUGAACAAUUUGCACAUGGCCAAUUAGAAGAUAUUAUAUCUUCUACUAACUUAUUAGAUUUUAGUAUGAUCAAACAAUCGUUGUCGUCAUUACAGUCCAUGGCUUUAGAAUCAUAUAAAUCUGCAGAUUUGGCAAAUCCAAAUACUCAUAUUUUUUUCUUGGCUAACUAUUGCACAGCACAAUUGUUUACAAGAUAUGUAUUACCUAAACAUGUCACACAACUUGUAAAUGGACCAGAAUUUUCAAAAAAUUCUCCUGGAAAUUCAUCUACUACUCAAUACACAACAUCUCUUUCUUCAAUUUCAUCAAAUGAACCAGUACUAAUAACUUCACAAAACAGUCCACCUCCAGCUAUUUUGAAUAGCGUACCUUCAAUACGUAAUGUUAAUACUUUCCCCAUGUUUUACUUUAAUAUUGAAGUAAACGGGACAUCAUUUGGUCGUUUAGUCAUUGAAACUCGUCCAGAUGUAGCGCCAAAAAUGUCUAAAAAUUUUGAAGUAUUAACGGUGGGAGAUACAAGUGGUUUUUCAUAUAAAGGCUGCUCAAUAUUUCAGUGUUGGGAAGGAGAAUCUGUGAUUACAGGUGAUUUUGAAUUAAACAAUGGUCGUGGCGGUAAAUCUAUAUAUGAUGAAAGUUACUUCAUGCCUGAUGAUACUAAGUUUCCUGCAGUUCGAGGAGCUGUAGGAAUGCGUCGCACUCAAAAACGUCAUGACAAUAUGGGUAUGGUUGGAUCACAGUUUCGUAUUAUACUACAAGAGAUGCGUGGGUUUACAGCAAUUUUUGGACAUGUGGUAGAUGGCAUUGAUCUCGUUGAAAAAAUGGCCUCGUUUGGAGAUCAAACUGGCAAACCGUCCAAGACAUUUGUCAUAUCUAGUUGUGGUAAAGUUUAACAUAACCCCCUUUUUGAUGUAAAUUUAAACUAAAUAAUCGAUCGAGUAGUUUAUAGAAACAAGUGAACAUUUAUGUGUAUUUUUGUAAUCCAUUAUCGAAGGUUUUGAUAAAUUUAUUUUAAAAUCCAAACAGUAUAUUAU